This is a messenger RNA of Ceratotherium simum simum (southern white rhinoceros), 945 nucleotides long. RefSeq names its product olfactory receptor 13D1-like. Gene Ontology annotation, biological process: G protein-coupled receptor signaling pathway. Gene Ontology annotation, cellular component: membrane. The record is from RefSeq and is a predicted model, not a curated record. Gene Ontology annotation, molecular function: G protein-coupled receptor activity; olfactory receptor activity. NCBI's taxonomy places the organism in Eukaryota, Metazoa, Chordata, Mammalia, Perissodactyla, Rhinocerotidae.
AUGGAAAUGGAGAAUUACUCAGCCGUGACUGAAUUCUUUCUGGCGGGAUUUUCCCAAUACCCAGAGCUCCAGCUUUUUCUGUUCGGGCUCUGCCUCAUCACCUAACUGAUAAUCCUCCUGGGAAAUAGCCUCCUCAUUAUCAUCAGCAUGCUAGAUUCUCACCUCCACACACCCAUGUACUUCUUCCUUGGGAACCUCUCGUUCCUGGACAUUUGUUACACAUCAUCGUCCAUUCCCCCUAUGCUCAUCAUAUUUAGCUCUGGAAGAAAAUCCAUCUCGUUCAUUGGCUGUGCUCUGCAGAUGGUUGUCUCCCUUGGUUUGGGCUCCACCGAGUAUGUCCUCCUGGCUGUGAUGGCCUGUGAUCGGUAUGCGGCCAUCUGCAACCCACUGAGGUACCCCACCAUCAUGAACAGGGUGCUGUAUGUGCACAUGGCUGCAUGGUCCUGGAUCAUAGGCAGUCUGAACUCCUUAGUGCAAACAGUCCUGACAAUGGUGUUGCCUUUUUGUGGGAAUAAUGUCAUAGACCAUCUUACCUGUGAGUUACUGGCCCUUAUUAAACUCAUCUGUUCAGAUAUCACGAUCAUUGUGUUUAUCAUAACAGUGGCAAGUAUUUUCUUCUUAGUGAUUCCCCUACUGUCAAUUUUUAUUUCCUAUGUUUUCAUUCUCUCUACCAUCUUGAGACUUAACUCCACUGAAGGGAGAAAGAAAGCCGAUUCAACCUGUUCGGCCCACCUUGCUGUGGUAAUUUUAUUUUAUGGUUCCACCCUUUUUAUGUACAGGAAGCCCAAGUCAAGGGACACAAAGACAUCUGAUGAGAUCACUGGGCUGUCUUAUGGAGUGGUAACCCCAAUGUUGAACCCCAUCAUCUAUAGCCUGAAGAAUAAGGAGGUGAAAGAGGUUGUGAAAAAAGUCCUGAGUAGACACACACACUCAUGGAAAAUAUAA